This is a messenger RNA of Salpingoeca rosetta, 620 nucleotides long. RefSeq lists its product as uncharacterized. Bases 40 to 429 code for a protein of 129 amino acids. NCBI's taxonomy places the organism in Eukaryota, Choanoflagellata, Craspedida, Salpingoecidae. The record is from RefSeq and is a predicted model, not a curated record. The transcript is spliced from 4 exons.
GAACAACCAGGCAGGACUGCAGCGCAAAACGGUUGUUGGAUGGUUGGAUGUGGUUGGAAGAAAAGAAACGUUGCUGAUCUCAAGCCAGCAGGGCACCCCACUGGCUGCUGGUUGACUGACUGCUGGCUAACUGCUGGCUGGCUGCUGGCUGACUGCUGGCUGACUGGCUGUUGGGUUGCCAAGCCACUCGCCACUACCGCCGACGAAGGCGUCGUUGAGAUCGUCUGUUGCAACACAAAGACACAAACACACAGACACACCGUGUGCAGACGAUUGAAGGUGGUGGAUGGCGAAUACAAACAGGCACAAAUGCAUGAGGACAGGAGCAUUGACACCCUGCUCGACACACGCGCCAAAGGCGGGCAGGGACAAGCAGAUGCGCAAACGCCUCGCACCUGGCUGUCACUGACAACACCAUGUUUUGUGUGACGGACAUCGUGGGCGGUGGUGGUGCAGAAGAACAACAACAGCGCAGCGCGGCUGACUUUCCGCGCCAACACCCCCUCGGCAGCCACUUGCGAAUGGGCUGGGGUCAUGCGCGACGCUGCAAUCGGAAGGAGUGCGAUGAUGGCCAAGGUGUGGCGGUGGCCCCACGAACGCUGAUUGUGCCCUGAUGUACA